Arvicanthis niloticus (Nile rat) is the source of this 3012-nucleotide messenger RNA. RefSeq names its product zinc and ring finger 3 (gene Znrf3). The record is from RefSeq and is a predicted model, not a curated record. NCBI's taxonomy places the organism in Eukaryota, Metazoa, Chordata, Mammalia, Rodentia, Muridae.
AAGGGCCGCGGCGCGACGGCCGGGGGAGCGGAGCAGAGCCUGCGACCCACAAAGCCGCCGCCGCCGCGAUGGUGCUGUGAGGCGACCGCCCGCGCUCGGUCCUCCGCCGGCCCGCGACUAUGCCCGGCCGCGCCCGCCCUCCGCGCCCUCCCGCCGCAGGACCAUGAGGCCACGCUCGGGCGGGCGCCCAGGGGCCCCGGGCCGCCGCCGCCGCCGCCUCCGCCGCGGCCCCCGCGGUCGUCGCCUGCCGCCGCCGCCGCCGCUGCCGCUGCUUCUCGGGCUGCUGCUGGCGGCCGCGGGGCCCGGCGCGGCGCGGGCCAAGGAGACGGCGUUCGUGGAGGUGGUGCUGUUCGAGUCGAGCCCGAGUGGCGACUACACCACCCACACCACCGGCCUCACGGGCCGCUUCUCGCGGGCCGGGGCCAUGCUCAGCGCCGAGGGCGAGAUCGUGCAGAUGCACCCACUAGGCCUAUGUAAUAACAAUGACGAAGAGGACUUGUAUGAAUAUGGCUGGGUAGGAGUGGUGAAGCUUGAACAGCCAGAAUUGGACCCCAAACCAUGUCUCACUGUCCUGGGCAAGGCCAAGAGAGCAGUUCAGCGGGGAGCUACUGCAGUUAUCUUUGAUGUAUCUGAAAACCCAGAAGCCAUUGACCAGCUAAACCAAGGCUCGGAAGACCCUCUUAAGAGGCCAGUGGUGUAUAUGAAAGGUGCAGAUGCUAUCAAGCUGAUGAACAUUGUCAACAAACAGAAAGUAGCUCGAGCAAGGAUCCAGCACUUCCCUCCUCGACAACCCACCGAGUACUUUGACAUGGGGAUUUUCCUGGCAUUCUUCGUCGUGGUCUCCUUGGUCUGCCUCAUUCUCCUUGUCAAAAUCAAGCUGAAACAACGUCGUAGUCAGAAUUCCAUGAAUAGGCUGGCUGUGCAAGCUCUGGAGAAGAUGGAAACCAGAAAGUUCAACUCUAAAAUCAAGGGGCGCCGGGAAGGAAGCUGUGGGGCCCUGGAUACACUUAGCAGCGGCUCCACAUCCGACUGUGCCAUCUGUCUGGAGAAGUACAUUGAUGGAGAGGAGCUUCGGGUCAUCCCUUGUACUCAUCGGUUCCACAGGAAAUGUGUGGACCCAUGGCUACUGCAGCACCAUACCUGCCCCCACUGUCGGCACAACAUCAUAGAACAAAAGGGAAAUCCAAGUGCUGUUUGUGUGGAGACAAGCAACCUUACACGUGGUCGGCAGCCAAGAGUGACCCUACCAGUACAUUACCCAGGCCGUGUGCAUAGGACCAAUGCCAUCCCAGCCUAUCCUACCAGGACAAGUAUGGACUCCCAUGGCAACCCUGUCACAUUGCUAACCAUGGACCGGCAUGGGGAGCAGAACCUUUAUUCUCCACAAACACCCACCUAUGUUCGUGGCUACCCGCCCCUGCACCUGGACCACACUCUGGCCGCUCAUCGCUGCAGCCUGGAACACCGGGCCUACUCACCAGCCCAUCCCUUCCGCAGGCCCAAGUUCAGCAGCCGCAGCUUCUCCAAGGCAGCUUGCUUCUCUCAGUAUGAGACCAUGUACCAACACUACUACUUCCAGGGUCUCAGCUACCCAGAGCAGGAGGGCCAGCCAGUACCCAGCAUCACACCCAGGGGCCAAUCCCGUGCCUUCCCACCAAGUGGUGGCAGCAGCCUGCUCUUCCCCACAAUGGUGCAUAUGGCCCCUCCAGCCCAUGUGGAGAGUGGCAGCACAUCUAGCUUCAGUUGCUACCAUGGGCACCGUUCUGUGUGUAGUGGCUACCUGGCUGACUGUCCUGGUAGUGAUAGCAGCAGCAACAGCUCUGGCCAGUGCCGCUGCUCUUCCAGUGACUCCGUGGUGGACUGCACAGAAGUCAGCAACCAAGGUGUGUACGGGAGCUGUUCUACCUUCCGAAGCUCCCUCAGCAGCGACUAUGACCCCUUCAUCUACCGCAGCCGGGGGCCUGCUGUGCACCUUGAGGGCUCCCCUCCACCAGAGGAGCUCCCAGCAGCACACAAUCAAGGUGCUGGGCGGGGUGAGCCAUGGCUAGGCCCUGCCUCUCCCUCAGGGGACCAGCUGUCCACCUGCAGCCUGGAGAUGAACUACAGCAGCAACUCCUCGCUGGAACCCAGAGGGUCCAACAGCUCUACCUCAGAAGUGGGGCUUGAGGUUUCUCCUGGGGCUGCCCUGGACCUCAGGAGGACCUGGAAAGGGGGCCCAGAGGGACCAUCAUGUGCUUGCUGCUUCGAGCCCCAGCCCUCCACCCUGGGCUCUGGGAUAGGAACAACUGCAGGUGGCAGCAGCUUAUUCCUGGGUCCCCGGCUUCUAGAGGACUGCAACCCUCCAAGUGGGGAGUCACAACUAGGGAGCUCCCAGGGCCUGUAUGGCCUUCACUCAGACCAUUAUCCUAGGACAGAUGGGAUGAAAUAUGAGGGCUUGCCCUGCUGCUUCUAUGAAGAGAAGCAGGUGGCCCACAGUGCUGGCAGGGGCAAUGGCUGCUACACUGAGGACUAUUCAGUGAGCGUGCAGUACACACUCACUGAGGAACCCCCACCCAGCUGUUAUGCAGGGCCCCGGGACCUGAGCCAGCGCAUCCCCAUUAUUCCAGAGGAUGUAGACUGUGACUUGGGCUUGCCCCAAGACUGCCAAGGGCUGCACAGCCACGGCCCCUGGGGUGGGGCAUUGGGCUUGGACGUUCCCCGACUCCACUGGAGUCUGGGGACAACCCAGGAAGAGGAACAGGCUCCAUGUUACCAAGCUGAGGUACAGCCUGGCUGCUCUCCAGAGGAGGCAGAUGCUUCCAGGGCUAGCCUCUCCAGUGCCCCCCAGGACACUCAGGAGUCCCAUGCCCUGGCUGCUGAGGCUUCAGGACCAGGAUCUGGCCCAGGCAUCGGUACGGGAGCUUGAGCUCAGAAGGAACUCUUAUAUAGAAAUCGUGAACUGUACGGAGACUUCAAAGUCUGGCUUCCUUCAAAACUAAUAUAUAUAUGUGUGUGUGUGUGUGUGUGUGUGUG